CGUGAAUGCAUCCGUGUUGCCUUCAAAGGAGAAUUUUUUAGGAGUCGGUCCAUCCUGUGACUGGCUGCACUGAGAUCAGCUGCAUGUCGACGGAUAUAUCGCUUUUUAAAAAAAACGCGUGGAAUCCCUUUAAGCAACAAAACGGCGUGUUGUGUUUGUUUUGCAUUGCGUUUCAAAGCGUCGGAUAUGUGUUGACAUGGCCGGAGGUGUUCGCUGACUUGUUCAGGCUCGGUAUGUCGGAUGAAGAUUCCCGUGCCAGCACCAGUUCUUCCUCCUCUACAUCCUCAAACCACCAUCAUCAUCAUCAGCAGCAGCAGCAGCAGCAGCAGCAGUCCCAGCAACAACAACAACAACAACAACAACAACAACUACAGCAAGACACCAUCUCGUCCAAGAAACGUGAAAGCAAAGCCAGCAUGAGCAAGACCUCCAAACUCCUCUCUACUAGUGCUAAGAGAAUUCAGAAGGAGCUGGCUGACAUUACGUUGGAUCCACCGCCAAACUGCAGUGCCGGUCCUAAAGGAGACAACAUCUAUGAGUGGAGGUCGACCAUCCUGGGCCCUCCAGGCUCCGUGUACGAGGGAGGGGUCUUCUUCCUGGACAUCGCCUUCACACCAGACUACCCCUUCAAACCCCCCAAGGUGACGUUUCGCACGAGGAUCUACCACUGUAACAUCAACAGCCAGGGGGUGAUCUGUCUGGACAUCCUGAAGGACAACUGGAGUCCUGCUCUCACCAUCUCCAAGGUCCUGCUGUCCAUCUGCUCCCUGCUCACUGACUGCAACCCUGCUGACCCUCUGGUUGGAAGCAUCGCCACACAGUACACAACAAACAGACCCGAACACGACAGGAUAGCCAAACAGUGGACCAAACGCUACGCUACAUAAUCACCUGAGGAGGAGCUGCUGCUGCUGGUUGGGCGACCGGAGGAUGUGGGCGAGGGGUUAAUUCGGGGAAGGGGCGUGACUCUCAGAGGGAAGAGUGAGGUGAUGGGGGGGAAGGGGGGGGG
Molecule: messenger RNA, 1009 nt
Organism: Labrus bergylta (ballan wrasse)
Lineage: Eukaryota; Metazoa; Chordata; Actinopteri; Labriformes; Labridae
Gene: ube2e1
Product: ubiquitin-conjugating enzyme E2E 1
Biological process (GO): protein K48-linked ubiquitination
Cellular component (GO): nucleus
Molecular function (GO): ubiquitin conjugating enzyme activity
Source: RefSeq, a predicted model, not a curated record